Molecule: messenger RNA, 1038 nt
Organism: Clonostachys byssicola
Lineage: Eukaryota; Fungi; Ascomycota; Sordariomycetes; Hypocreales; Bionectriaceae
Source: the annotation of a GenBank genome assembly
AUGUGGUCCAAGUGCAUUCCAGACAAGGAGAAGGGUCUGGCCGAAACAAACUCCGUCAACGAGCUUGUCCAGCAGAAGGCAUGGAAGGAUACCCUAUGCAUCGAUCCAUUGCUGUGGACUAGGGCCCAAUGCCGACUUGUUAGUUGUCAAUUCAAGCAUGACUUAGUUGCGCAGAACCGUGUCUUUCCACCCGGUUGGUGGGCAGCCCCCGGCUUGAGCAACGCAGAUGUGUGCAAGAUACAUGCAGAUGUACAUGGCCAGCUUAAAACCCUCGACAACAAGUUUAAGACGCUCAAGCAGGUUCUGAACGAGAACGGCUUCGAGGCUUUAGGAGAUGAACGUGAUAUGCCCGAGAACAUAUUCGUGUCGUCUUAUAGGCGCGAGCUAUCAUUCAUCUAUCACGACAAGUCAUACGCCAAGGUCGCCGCAGACGCCAUCUUCACGCAUACCACUGGCCACAACCUCGCCUAUGUCGACCUCGACUACGCACGCUCCAUUCGCAGACAAGCUUUGGGGGCCGCUCCGCCUUCCUUCCGAGCCGGUCAGCACGCCUCUGCCUUUGUCGGUUUGGAGCAGCCGUCUCCUGAGAAGCCGCGCCACGAUGCAGAGGACCCAUAUAUUGUAGCACUCUUGAUUGCAUUGGCUCAAAAGCAGCGCCAAGACGAGGACCGAAGACCGCGACGCCAGCGUAACGCUGCAACCCAGGGCGAGCCACAGACAUCCAGACUCCGCACCAAGUCCAAGACGCCGAAGCCCCAGAUCAAUGACACAGAUACUUGCUACACGGUUACUGUCGUGGCCGUCCCGGAGAAGGCGAAAUGCCUGUACUGCUACACCGCCACCUUCCCCAUGAAAUUCCUACAGAAGCUCUAUGAGCCAUCUGAAUAUACGCCCUCCGACUGGGUCACUAUUUCCUACUUCAAAGCGCCCAUGAGGGAGAAAAUCCACCUCGUCCAGAUGUUGAUCCCUACCAUGGAGCUGAUCAACUCGGGAAGAGCCAGCAUCCCUCCAAGUGAGGGACAUCAUACCUCACUGUAG